AUGGACAAGGUUCGAGAUGUAGUGAGGAACUGGGGUUUGAAAGAAGGAGUUUCAAUGAAGUCGUUAAGCAAGGGAUUCAUUAUCUUCAGAUUUCACAACGCAGAGGACAUGACAUGCAUCUGGAGAAGAAGUCCUAUUCGCGUGGAUGGACAAACCCUGAGGUUCCAGCAGUGGAGAAAAGACUUCAUGGUUGAUGAUCAGGCUAUCACAAACAGAUUAACCUGGAUUCGUUUUCCAGGCUUGCCGCAAGAAUACUGGCAUGAGGAUAUUAUUCUAUUGAUCGCAAAGGCGGUGGGGAGGCCGAUCGCCAUUGACAGAAGAACUAAGAAUUUGCACUUUGGGCAUUAUGCGAGAGUGUGUGUGGAUGUAGAUGACUCUGUGCCUCAGGUCGAGGAAGUUUAUGUUGAACGGGAACAGGAGGGGUCCAUGGAGAUGUAUGUCUUCAAGCAGAAAGUUGUGUUUGAGGAUCCGUCAACUCGAUGUCAUCGAUGUCAUCGGUAUGGGGAUCGAGAGGAACAUUGCAGAAGCCGCGAGAUGGAGCAUGAUGAUGGCAUGCCUGAUGCCAUUAAUGACGAGAGGCAAGGCCAGUGCAUUUCACACCAACAGGAGUGGCGUCCUAGAGAAUCAUCGGCGGCAGUCGAGGGUGUUUCAGGGAGCUCGCCGGCAGGGGUCAGGGCGGUGGGGGAAGCAAAGUUGGUUUUGGACUCUAAUAAGGAAACAAUGAUGCAGGCUACGGAUUUGGUGCAAACUGUUGUGGUUUUGGCAGCUGGGAAGGAGAAUUUUCAGGGAGUUCAACCUAGCAUGCCUACUUCGGCAUCACGUUCAAACACGGUGGUAGUUGAGACCACCGUGCAUGGUGGUUCAGAUGUGCAUGGUGGUUCAGAUGGGAUUAGUUUGAGAGUAGAUUCUACUCCCCGAUCUAGUUCUUUGGACCAGGCUAAGGCUUCACAUGAUGUGAACCGGCCCACUCCUAUUCAAAUUGAAUGUCGCGACAAUGGUAGGACAGCUGUGGUAGUUCAUGUAGAUCAUUCACAAGAGGAUAAAAGUGAAGGAACAGAACUUUUCUUGGAGGCCCCACGCAGGUGCCAAGUAAGGGAAAGACAUAUUGAACAGGGCAAUAUCAUCAUAGGCGCACGACGUAGAGGGAAAGGUGCACUUGAAGCCAACUCUGUUGUAUCUCAGAGCCAGGAAAAUUCUAAAGAGUUCUGA
Molecule: messenger RNA, 1209 nt
Organism: Telopea speciosissima
Lineage: Eukaryota; Viridiplantae; Streptophyta; Magnoliopsida; Proteales; Proteaceae
Exons: 1
Coding region: 1-1209 (402 amino acids)
Source: RefSeq, a predicted model, not a curated record